GUGAGCUAAUGAACAAAUUGACCUUUUUUCCACAGGUGUUCUUUGACACCAUCAUCUAUGAGCGGCCUCUUCAGAACUGCUGGCAUCUCGGCUCCUACAAGUGUUAUAUUGCACUUAUUGCCGAACUUUUGCGACUUCAACAGAACAAACAGCUCUCAGCUAACAUAUCUGUUGAAGACAUGAUUGAGCUGCUGAUGGAGGAGAGCAAGAAGACUCUCAGAAUCCAGAUGUGGGAAUUUGAAAUGGACGGCUUCCAUAAGACCUACGCCAAACCUCUUGCCCAGCUGGUGUGGGAAGUGAGCAACAGCAUGAAAAAUAGAGAUGUGGAGUUUGAAGCCAGAAGGUUCCUCCACACCUCAGAGCCCAUGCCUCACAACUUCCAACAUCCCAUGAUCAUCAGCCAGGCCAAGGAGUUUGCCAGGAGGCUGACAGAGCAGCAGUGUGAGGCCCCCAGCUCCAAACAGCCUGAACCAUGGGAGGUGGUGGCGGAGGUGGUUCCCAAAGUCCUGCAGGGCUUCUGGGACCUUCCUCCAGGCACUUGUGUCGACAUGCCCUCCAAGAAGCUCUGUAAAAUGGCUGUUGGAGUCACAAAAGCUGUAGAGGACCAAGUCUACGCUGCUCUGUCGUCCAUAUUUGUGCAGUUCAUGUACACUCGCACCAUACGAGACGACAUAGUCCAGUCUAUCCAGGACAAAGUUAGACAGGCCUACACCGAAGACGUCUUGAAAAAGAGUCUCAGCCGGUUUGCUGCAGAGUUGCUGAACACCAUUGUUGAUGUCACAGUGGAAGAAAUCUGUUUGUUGUUUCCUCCAGAUUGUCUUGCCACCACUGCUGAACCACCAGUGCUAUUGUACAGUACCCUGGAUGCAACAGAGCAACGGGAGUCGUCCAUUCCUGUCGUCCACCAAACCCAGACUACAUCUGCUGUGGCUCCACCCCCUCCACCUCCACCUGCACCGGCAACCACCGCAGAUGAACCUCCAGCCAGCGUUCAGCUUCCAUUUGGGUUUUCAUUGUUUUAUUUUGGUUUCAUUUGUUUUCAUUUUUAUUUCGCAGUCCAUUCAUGUAGUUCAUUUUCUGUGGCGUAUUUCGCGUCAUUUCCGUGCAUGGCAUUUUUGUUCGUGUUCAUUUUCUUUAAUUUAGUUUCAUUUAGUUUUUAUUCAGUUUUAUUUAGUUUUCAUUGUUUCUUGUUUUACUUCAAGGUCAUUUACAUUUUUGUUUUAAUUAUUCAUUUAAUUUUCAUUUUGUGUUAUUUAGUUUGAAUUUGUUGUUUUUUUGGUGGUGUUGAAAAAGCUGACUGUCUCUGUUGGGUCUGAACUGAGCCCACAAGAGACUCUACUGUAGUUUCAGCUCCACUCUACCAUUUUCAUUUAGAUUUUUUAUUUUUUUUUAUUUCAUUGUUAUUGCUUUAUUGGUUUUGUUUCAUUGUUAUUGCAUUUCAAUAAAUUGUUCCAUUCAGAUUAUUCUGAAUUUCCA
Molecule: messenger RNA, 1476 nt
Organism: Mugil cephalus (flathead mullet)
Lineage: Eukaryota; Metazoa; Chordata; Actinopteri; Mugiliformes; Mugilidae
Exons: 5
Coding region: 9-1262 (417 amino acids)
Source: RefSeq, a predicted model, not a curated record